Symbiodinium sp. CCMP2456 is the source of this 1464-nucleotide messenger RNA. The record is from the annotation of a GenBank genome assembly. Lineage: Eukaryota; Dinophyceae; Suessiales; Symbiodiniaceae.
AUGACUGCUACGCAUACAAGGCACUGCACCCGCCUUUGCAACGCUGCGGCGGCCCAAGAAGACGGGCCCGUGUGCCAUGCAGACAAAGUCGGCAACAGCUUCGAGUCCAGCCAGCGUUUGGCUUGUCGCGAGUUUCAGGCCUUCGAUAGUGAACAUGGUUGCGUCCUAAACAACUCAUAUCUGAUCUUCGGCAGCGCUUUCCAGUUGGCUAUCUGUAGCCUUCUCACCAUCGCUGGUGUCUUUUUGCAUCGGCGACGGGACCUGUGCAGCAUAACGCAAGAUGGCAGUGACCUAAUUCUUCAUUUCUGCAAUCUGCAGCUGGAACCAGACAGACUGGGGGACAAGGGAGCGAUCCCUCUCCGACUGGAAGAUUCCGGCCACGACAUGCUGGGCCCGGGCAGACUGCUGACGUGCCAGCUUCUCGGAAGCGGACGGGCGCAGCUCCACUUGGACGAGGACGUGCCAGCCGUUCUGAACAUUCAAGAAAUCCAGUGUGACGGCUCUGCUGUCUUUGGACUGGGCUGGGAAGUCCGCCACAUCACUCUCAGCAAAGUUCCACUCGGACUGUGGCUGAUUUGGCAUUCAGUGCUGGCAUCAGUCAUUCUAGCUUCCUGGGCGGCUCAGGGUGCUACGCUUCGGACAACGCUUGCUUGCACACUCGUCGUCACGCUGCUGACUGUCGCUGUUGUUCAAGCGCUUCGUCUAGCAUGGAGGUGUCCUCCAGAAGUCAGGCAACGAUGCAGGGCGAAGUUGCUCGAAGAGCUUCCACGCCGGGCAGCGUUGUCUGCAGCUCUCUGGGCAGCAGACAAGACAAAGGAAUGCGAGUCGCGAGCAGACUUGAUGGCUUUGGGUUGGAGCGGAGAGCAGCUGGAAGACUACACGCGAACAACUUUGCAGAGACAAAGCAACGAAGCCGGAAUAUGCGUGGCCUAUCUCACGUCCGACAGAUUUGCCGACCUCGUUCAAGCUCGGGGGGCAAGCAAGGCUUCUACCUUCCGCCAGCUCAAAGAGGUUUUCUACUUCGGCGACAAUCCCAUAGGCAAGAACGUGAUCUGCCCGCGAGACGGCCGAAUGGGAGCCUCUUUUGUCGACUCGGGUACCCUGCCUCGGGAGUCUCGUGCGCCGUGUACGCAUUACCUGUCCUGGUCUUGGCAGUACGAAGUUCAAGUAAUCACGGAUGCCUUGGAACACUGGGUCGAGUCUGAGAAGCUGGAUGCAAGCGAUGUCUACCUGUACAUGUGUUUUUUUGUGAACAAUCAGUUUCGGAUUCUGUACGAAGCUGGUGGCGCUGGCAGUGACAAUUUGGAAGACGUCUUUGAGAAGCGACUUCGGCAUGUUGGUCAUGUGGUGGCAGUCCUGGAUGCCUGGGAAGAGCCCGCUUAUCUCACAAGAGUUUGGACUAUCUUCGAGCAGUACACGGCAAUCAAGCUACAUGUCCCGGUAACGCGGCUCGGUUGCUGUUAA